Messenger RNA from Aspergillus wentii DTO 134E9, 1883 nucleotides. RefSeq names its product histone methyltransferase DOT1 (gene dot1). Gene Ontology annotation, biological process: regulation of transcription regulatory region DNA binding; subtelomeric heterochromatin formation; DNA damage checkpoint signaling. Bases 236 to 1756 code for a protein of 506 amino acids. Gene Ontology annotation, molecular function: histone binding; histone H3K79 methyltransferase activity. Lineage: Eukaryota; Fungi; Ascomycota; Eurotiomycetes; Eurotiales; Aspergillaceae. The transcript is spliced from 2 exons. Gene Ontology annotation, cellular component: nucleus; nucleosome. The record is from RefSeq and is a predicted model, not a curated record.
CGCCAAUCUUUUCCCGCCCGCCGUGGAUUCGCGGCUCUUCUUCCCUGUUCUUUGCGGCCCCAGCAGUGCCUUUUUCCUUUUGUUCUUCAUAUAACUGUUUGACUGCAUGAUUUAGCCAUUGCAUUAGUUUUGUUCACGUCUUUCCUUCUUUGUCUAUAUUUCUUUAUACGCGUUCCACUUGGUAUCCUUACGCCUUACGCCCCCCACUUUUCCGCCUGGUGACCGAUUCUGCUCCAUGGGAUUUUUCGACCACCUCCAAAAAGGAGGCUCUUUUUCCCUGCAAGCUCAGAGGCCGCAGAUACGCAAGGUUGUUCAAGCACGGCCUGUUGCUCCCUCGAGAUCGUCGUCGCAAGCCACAGACAAAGCGCCAUCGCGAGUCUCGUCCGUGAAUGGCAGGAAGACACGAGAGCCGGAGAGCAGAUCAGUCUCCAGAGAUCCGGACCAGCGCCCCUCGAGACAGCGAUUAAAUACACCAUCGCGCAAUCGCAAGAGACAAACCCCCGAAUUGCGACUAUCGAGUGAUGAUGAUGCAAGCGAUUCCGAUACUUCCUUUGAGGUGCGCAAGCGGGCUAGGACGGGCGACAGCGCAGAUCCAGACCCUGAAAGACGUGUGCGCUCAUUAAAGGCAUUUUCUGAGGAGGGCAGCAAGCCAUUCUCUAUGGUGCAUGCCGCGGAUAUAGUGUCUUUGCAGAAGGCAGGGAGGUUCAAGCGUGCAUUCGGGGAGACAGACAAAUCAACGGAGAUCCUUCUUCAAUACCCUAGUGCUUCGCAAAAAGAAAGAUUUUGUUUUGUUAGAUUCAACCUGCUUGUGCCACGAGACAACGACGACUUCAAGCCGAUCGACGAUAUUUUUCAGGUCAUCGAAACUGUUUCACAACAUUACGUCUCGGAAGACGAAGCGGAUGAGUUUAAUGAUGAGUCGACUGGCAUCAAACGGAGACUGCGGCGGGCUCUUGCACAUUCGUCUGAGACGGAAUUCCGAGAAACCGUGGCCGAUUACAAUCGCGCCAUUGACAAGCUGAGGCGCAGUGGGAGUAUCGCAAAAAAGCUCGAUGCGACACAUCGGUUAAGCUUGCCUCAUGUGGAGCGGAUAUUGACUCAGAUCUAUUCACGCACUGUCUCGCCUCGAGUUGAAUCCCUCCGGCAGUAUGAGAACGGAACCGAUAAUGUUUACGGAGAGCUCCUCCCGCGUUUCAUCAGCAAUAUCUUCAAAGAGACAGGGUUGAAGUCGGGACAGGUUUUCGUCGACAUGGGCUCUGGCGUUGGUAACGUGGUUCUCCAGGCAGCCUUGGAAAUUGGUUGUGAGAGCUGGGGAUGCGAAAUGAUGCAAAACGCAUGCGAUCUCGCCCAACUUCAGCAGGCCGAGUUCAGAGCACGAUGCCGUCUUUGGGGUAUUGCGCCAGGAAAAACGCACCUUGUCCGUGGCGAUUUCCUCAAGGAAGACAGUAUGAUCGAGGUCCUAAAGCGAGCCGAUGUCAUUUUGAUCAACAACCAGGCUUUCACUCCUCAACUCAAUAACGAGCUGAUCAACCAUUUCCUAGACAUGAAGGAGGGGUGUCAAAUCGUUUCUCUCAAGUCGUUCGUUCCUGCAGGCCACAAAAUUACAUCGCGAAAUCUCAACUCGCCCGUCAACCUUCUCAAAGUCAAGCAGAAGAACUACUGGUCCAACAGUGUCAGCUGGACAGACGUCGGGGGCACCUAUUUCAUCGCUACCAAAGACAGCUCUAGACUGAAAGCCUUUGUCGAAGGCAUGUAGUGAGAAGUUCCUCACUAUUUUCAUCACCACUAUACAGUCAUUUUUGCAUUUUGUAUAGACGAUCGGCCGGCUUAAUGCCAGAUCUGUUUUGGGUUUUUUGGUUUAAUUUUGUGUAUUGGCAUUGGAA